AGGAUGAGGUAAAAAUGUUAUGGAGGAUAGCAGCCAAGUCAUUAUCCAGACGACCUGUUCAGUGUCACUCAGUACGGAGGGAAGCAUAAUCCCCUUUACACCGGGCGAUGUGUACCUUUGUGCAAGUGACAACGCUGAUGUCACUGACUUGUGGUGUUUGGUUGUCCUGCACAAGCGUAAUUUUCCUAGGAAAUACAGUAUUGUCAGGCAACUGACCAAGAUAACAGUGAGGAAGAGGGGUGACAAGAUUGGGUUUAUUGUCAUUGAAUUUGAUGACACAAAUCAGGUGAAACUGAAGGAUUUUCCCUCCGAUCCAACAUAUUUUGCAAAAGUUCUUGACUUUUGUUUCAACAACAAAACUGACCCUGAUCUGAUUGAAAAACUUAAAGAUGAGAAAUUGAAGGAGAAGCUUCAAGACAUUGACACCAAGCCAACCUACAACGGAACUGGAGUUGACAAACCGAUCAUUAUUGAUAUUUCUCCCGAAUCUUCCUCACGAGGGAGCACAUUCGAGCACUUUGACGACCGUUCAGUCUCAAGUCUGGGUAGUUUGGAGAGCGCUGAGUUUGUUGAUGCUCACAAGGCGAUCAGACGCAGCUUCGCUGGGAGUAACAGGGCACUAGAUGCUGGCUGUAUUACUCCACCAGUUAGAUGCAUUGCAAGCAUCGAAGAAACCCGAGUCAUAAACGAGGCUGACGUGGAAGAGAUUCCAGAAAAGGAACAACCUACCACAGCCACUAAAAACCACUUUAAUCGCAGCUCUGCUGGGUCGGGUCGCUCCUCACUAAAACAGAAAAUGUCACUUCACCGCGGUUACCACAGCAUGGGCAGCUCCCCUGUCUCUCCUUCACUACUUAAUGGUGAAGGGUUUUCUUCUAAACGGGGACGUGCCAUCGCAAGAGCAUUCUCUCACAGACAGUACCUCGCAAGAUGUCUUAUCAAUAGCUUCCUCGCACGGCUCUGGUUCCACCCCGCCGCGGGAGUUUGUUGUAUCCGCGUUUGAGCCGAACAACUGCGGAGCUGAGUUUACUGUGUCGUCUCAGAGCUCCUAUGAUGAACUCAGGGGCAAGUUGACAGCAGCCACUUGCCGCCCGGAAAAGAGAGUGGAGUACCCCAAAUACUGCACUUUUAACUACCCAGCUACUUCCCCUCCUCUACCUAGCUUCCCUGAUGUCAGCCGCCGCUCCAAACGCAGGCUCACUAGUUCAAUAAACUCCUCACAAGAGAACGACCUUCUAAAGCCCUCCUCUCAAGAGCCGGCGGCUAAAGAGCGGCGCCGUAUCCUCAGUGACGGCACCGCCUCUUCCACCGCCUCCUCCACCGCCUCCUGUAAACGCUCCACCCUGAACACCCUCCACAGCAGAAGGUCCCGGUUAAAAUCCUCCCCCAGCAUCCCAGACAGACGCUUCUCCAGCUACCUCCAGAGGAUACAGCACACUUUGUAUAAUGGUGGGGAGGUGGAUGAGGACUACGUUAAGAGGAGCAAGUCUUAUGAUUUCGUACCGGAUGAGGCUACUUUAGAUAUUGGGGCUGCUCAGGCAAAGUCAACGUUCAGGCAUACGGGGAACAGGCAGAAACUGAGGUCUGAUCAUGUGAAGAUAGUGAAUAGUGUACAACAGGAUAACGGGGUUAGGGAGCCCUUGAAGAAGAUAGAUAGGAACAGAGACAUGGCCUUCAGCUACAAUCACACCACCAAACCAGAUAUUGUAGAAAUCUCUCAGGAAUUCGAGAAAUGUGACUCUGAUUUUCUUCCUGCUACUAUCAUUGAAUCAACGAUAGUAUCGGACGAAUUAGAUUCCAUAGGAAAUCUCCUGGACUCUGAUGGACCAGAAAAAACGGAUUUGUACUCAGAUUCCUUAUCUCCUCUUAACAAUGAGAACGAUAACGGUAACUAUGGUAACCAGUCUGGUAACCAUAGCAACCAGACGAUUAUAGUAACCAGUCCUGCCAGAACAUUGAAAUUGAAUGAGGAUGUUGAUGUGAUAUCAGUAGAUAGAAGAAGUUCAGAUAUUGAGAAUAUAACCCCAAACUUGGUAACUAUGGUAACUAACUUGGACAGUGGUAUUUCAAAUGGGAUGCAGGUGGUUGUGGACAAAAACGUAGAUCAUAUAAAUUUUGAGAUCGAGGAAAAAUUGACAAACGGUACACAUGACAACCUGGCCCCGCUAGAGGAGGAGAUUGAGCCUGUUCCUAAAAGUGAGGAGGUGAAAACUGAGGUUACAAUAAGUGAUGAGCACACAAGUAAUGAGGUCGAGGCCGGGGGUUUCGAGCUGGGUGAUCUGGGCGAUCUGUCAGAUUCUAGUAUCUUCAUGAAGUGUGCUCCAAACAACAGCCCACUAUCAGACACCACCCCUGGUGAGGAAAGUGAUAAGAGCGAGUCCACAGCGCUGGAGAAGCGCACGCUGCGCCCGCGCGAGCCACUCGCUAACGUGCGGACCCGCGGAGAGACUACUUCUAGUACAACCUCCAGUACAACUAGUUCCGAUACUAAACCUGAUCGACCCAGAAGGAGGAGUGAAUCUGAUGCAGGUAUUGUAUACCCAGGCAUUCCCAAACCUCACGGCUUCAUCAAUCUCGGCAACACAUGCUACAUGAACUGUGUUCUUCAGUGUGUUUUGACGGUGCCCUCAUUUAAUACCCUCCUUCAUGCCCCUUCAAACCCCUUCAGUCCUACUCUAUUUAACUUUCUAGCUGCUCUACUCCAACGCAAAGCUAUCUGUGGAGGUGCUAAAGAGAAAAGAGAACUUCUGGUAAAAGUAAAGAAUCUUAUCUCGGAGGCUACAUCCCUGUUUAAAGGAUCCAAACAGCAGGACGCACACGAGUUCCUGGGCAAGUUUCUAGACGUUCUGCGGGAGGAGAGGAAACACUCGCUGAAGUGUCCUGUCUCUAGGACCUUCCAGUGUGAGGUAAUCCACACUCUACGCUGUGUAGGCUGCAGAUCAGGUGGUCAGAAGACCGAGAAGUAUUAUGAUUUCUCCCUCAACCUUCCUGGCCGUAAUCUCCAGCCUCACAACUUAGCUGAACUGUUGGAGGACUACUUUGCUACAGAUGAAGUGGAGUUGAAGUGUAGUUCCUGCGGACACGACACAGCUCAAGUGCAGCACAGGUUCUCACAAUUACCUCAGGCUCUGGUGCUACACGUACAGCGCUACGCUUUCUCGCGCAGUGGAUCGCGGGAAGGUAAGCGGCAGGACAGUAUACUCAUCCCCUCUAGACUAGACAUCACUAAACUGGGCAAGGACACUGUCAAGGGCAGCCAAAGUAGCAGAGUAUCAAUACCGGACAGCAACACUCCGCCUGUACCCCACAACUUACGUACUCGCACUAAAGGCCUCUACUCUUUACACGCAGUUAUCUCCCAUCUUGGAGAAUCCCGAGAGUGUGGCCACUACAUCUGCGAUGUCCGUGAGUCUGGUCAGUGGUACUUUUACGACGAUGUAAACAUGCACGUGAUAGACCUGCACUACGUGCGCGCGCAGCGCAAGAACUCCUGUUACCUCUUCUUUUACCUGAAGGACGACAACCUGCUCGAAAGUUGAAAUAUAUAUUUAUAUAAAAUAUAUAUUUAUAAAAUAUCGAUCACGUUUUUUAGACUUUGAUGGUAUUUUUUAGGAUAUUCCAGGUUUCAGAGGCCUACAUCUAGUCUAUUCCCUAGUUUUAGAUGUUGAUGGCUGCACUUAAAUGCUUGCAUUUGACAAUGUACCCGAGUGAAAAUAAUUUUAAAAGAGUUAAAAUGAGAAAGAGUCAUGAAGUAUUGAAAUCUGUCUACCCGUUUGCUGAUGAAAAAAUAAUCGUUUCUGGUGAUAUCAUAUAAUACUUUUCUGGUGCCCCUUCCCUCACAAAUUGCAAUGCAAGCUUACUUUAAGUUUUUUAUGAGAUGAUCGACUUUUAACUUGUCAUAAAUCUUAUUUUACUAAAUGUAACUUAUUUUAUACGUAGUGUGUUAGAUAUGAUUAAUAUAAUUCAUAGAGAGCUUUAAUUAUAAUUGAUGGGUCUCUUUAUCUUUGAUCGCCCAUUUCUAAAAGUUGCUGAUUUGCUCAUACUUGAUCUUAAUUCAGAGUAUUUUAUUUUGUGCUAAUUUGCCUUAUUGGGAUACAUGUAAUUACUUUUUGUUAAUGUUAUUACAAAAUCGUU
Messenger RNA from Bolinopsis microptera, 4134 nucleotides. RefSeq lists its product as uncharacterized. Gene Ontology annotation, biological process: G1/S transition of mitotic cell cycle; protein deubiquitination. The record is from RefSeq and is a predicted model, not a curated record. Bases 858 to 3539 code for a protein of 893 amino acids. Gene Ontology annotation, cellular component: nucleus; cytosol. Gene Ontology annotation, molecular function: cysteine-type deubiquitinase activity. The transcript has 18 exons. Lineage: Eukaryota; Metazoa; Ctenophora; Tentaculata; Lobata; Bolinopsidae.